UCUUGCAACGGCGCCGGCGUGUGUGACCAUGGUGGCGGCGACGAUCACGAAGACGGCCCGUGGAACGCACGUCCUGGACAUCCACGGCUUCAGCGGUCUGAGGAAGAAACAAUGUGACGUAGAUGGCUUUCUGUACUCGCCGACCUUCACCGUCAGCGGCCUCGACUGGGCCGUCCGCUACUACCCCGACGGCGAUAACCACCAUGCCGGCGGCAAUUCGGAGUCGUCGGACCACGUUGCCGCCUUCGUCGAGCUGGUGACCGAGGGCGCUGCGGCCUGGGCGCGCGUCGGGUUCGGGCUGGUCGACCAGACCACCGGCGAGACGGUGCCGUUGUUCCGCGAGAAGGACCCGAUCCUGUUCGACGCCAGCAGCGAGGACACGUGCACCUGGGGCACCGGCGAGCUUGUCAGGAGGAGCCACCUCCAUGCCGGCUCGCGGUACGUCCUCGGUGACCGCCUCAAGAUCGAGUGCGCCAUCGACGUCUGCAGCGACCUCCUCACUUUCGACGACCCGCCACCGUCCUCCGGCCUGCCGCUCUUCCAGCAAGCCGGCUACGGCAAGCAGGAACCGGACGUGAUCAUCGAAGUCGCAGGAGAGACGAUCGCCGCGCACUACUGCAUCCUCGACGCCCGGGCGCCGGGCUUUCUCAAGCGCCACAUCCACACGGCGACGACGCGCAGCGACAGGAAGGUACAGAUCUCCGUGGACGGCGGAGGCAUGCCGGCACAGUCGUUCAAGGCGCUGGUCGACUUCGCCUACACGGACGCGCUGCCGGUCGUGGGUGGCCUUAAUGGCGCCGGCCACAAGGCGAUGAUCCGGCACCUCCUUAUCGCCGCCGAGCGGUACGGCAUGGGCAGGCUGAGGGCGAUCUGCGAGCGUGUCCUGUGCAAGAGCCUCGACGCCGAGACCGUGGCAGCCACGCUGGACAUGGCUGACCGACACGGCUUCAAGAAGCUGAGUGAAGCUUGCGCCGAGUUCAUGGCUUGUCCCUGACAUCCGCCUUCUCCUGUCCUUUCCUGCUCUGAGAAGAAGAAGCAAGGAAGGUAGCAGCCGUUCCAAAGAGGUGAAAAACAAAGAUGUUUAGGUGAUAUACAAAUGCAACACUGCGACAUGACCUUUAUUUGCACCAGCAAGAUACCAGAUUGUGUUCCUAAAUACAGUAUUAAUUUGAGUAAUUUGUUUGAUUGUGGCUGGAAAGGGGUAGUGAUGCUACAGGUUUACGGACUGGGAGUUACGGUGACACAUCACACAUGUGAUUGAAAACCUUGCCUCAAAAUCUGAUUGAAAACCACAUGUUCGAAGGGGUUUCUUGCAUAA
This is a messenger RNA of Triticum aestivum (bread wheat), 1318 nucleotides long. Its product is annotated as BTB/POZ and MATH domain-containing protein 3-like. The coding region runs from base 29 to 994 and encodes 321 amino acids. Lineage: Eukaryota; Viridiplantae; Streptophyta; Magnoliopsida; Poales; Poaceae. Gene Ontology annotation, biological process: protein ubiquitination. The transcript has a single exon. The record is from RefSeq and is a predicted model, not a curated record. Gene Ontology annotation, molecular function: protein binding.